Canis lupus familiaris (dog) is the source of this 750-nucleotide messenger RNA. RefSeq names its product major histocompatibility complex, class I-related (gene MR1). The record is from RefSeq and is a predicted model, not a curated record. Gene Ontology annotation, biological process: immune response. Lineage: Eukaryota; Metazoa; Chordata; Mammalia; Carnivora; Canidae. Gene Ontology annotation, cellular component: external side of plasma membrane.
AUGGGGAAGGGAGUAGCAGGGACCCACUCUCUGACGUAUUUUUUCCUGGGCAUUUCAGAUCCCAGCCAUGGACUCACAGAAUUUUUUUCUCAUCCCAUCAUUAUAUAUACGUGUUGUUGGCAGAAAGAGCUGUGGGCUCUGUGGAUGGUGGAGAACUCCAUGCCUGGGCACUGGGAGAGGUACACUCAGAGCCGAGGGCUGAAGCUGGAGCACCUGCAGAAUUAUCUCGACCACUCAGGGUUUCACACUUACCAGGGGAUGGUUGGCUAGGGGUCGCUGGAGGACAGAAGCACCAUAUUUCUCCAGCAUGCAUAUGAUGGACAAGAUUUCAUUAUCCUCAAUAAAGAUCUCUUUUUCUGGAUGGCUACAGAUAAUAUGGCUCGAAUCACCAAGUGGGCACAGGAGGCCAAUUGGCAUGAGUUAUAAUAUCAAAAGAACUGGCUGGAAGAACAUAUUACCUCAUUAAAGAAGUUCCUGGAGCUUAGGGAAGAUUUACAAAGGGCAGGAAUUUGCAUGAUCUGGUUGAAAAAUGGGGAAGAAAUUGUCCAAGAAAUAGGUAAAGGAGACAUUCUUCCCAAGGGGGAUGGAAGCUAUUGGACAUGGGGAUCCAUUGAGCUGGAUCCUCAGAGCGGCGACCUUUACUCCUGCCCCUGUAGACUGUGGCCUCUGCGUGGUUCCUUAGGUCCCCCGGGGUUAAGACGGGUUGUGGCCGUGGCUGUCUGCCAGAAGAACUCCAUUGUGUACAUGUGA